AUGUAUCCCGCUGUGUUCGUUUACAUAUUGUUUGUUCUACAUACUCAAAUAGCACGGAUGUCUCGCACCCAGAGGAUCCAUUCUAGAAGGCAUACCGCACCCUCUGAUCCCCAACGCUACCAUCAACGAUUGACCGGUACAUCUCAGCGAGACAGGGUCAGUGCCAGCGCUGCAGGCAGCGAACAAGAUCCCAUCAUGCCGGAGAUUCAAGUCUGUCCCUCCAGCCGGCCAACCCGGAUCAUUCUUCGCAUGGGACGGCCGCCCGCUCCCAGCGGAAUGCUAGGCAGCCCAGUAGCGCCUUCGACGCAGGUGGGCCCAAAAAUCAGAAAUUCGCAUCACAGCGCCGCGCCGAAGCCCCGCACUAGAGAAGACUGGCUCAAAUGUCUCCGGUCACGCAAGCCCAUCAGCACACCUCUUGUGUCCGGUAGGAACUCCGCGCGAAAGCCUCAACGCAGAAGUGGGUCGCAUUCAUAG
Molecule: messenger RNA, 474 nt
Organism: Penicillium chermesinum
Lineage: Eukaryota; Fungi; Ascomycota; Eurotiomycetes; Eurotiales; Aspergillaceae
Exons: 1
Coding region: 1-474 (157 amino acids)
Source: RefSeq, a predicted model, not a curated record